Panthera uncia (snow leopard) is the source of this 4001-nucleotide messenger RNA. It is a transcript of the gene SDR42E1, whose product is annotated as short chain dehydrogenase/reductase family 42E, member 1. Gene Ontology annotation, molecular function: 3-beta-hydroxy-Delta5-steroid dehydrogenase (NAD+) activity. The record is from RefSeq and is a predicted model, not a curated record. Bases 2732 to 3913 code for a protein of 393 amino acids. The transcript is spliced from 3 exons. Gene Ontology annotation, biological process: steroid biosynthetic process. Lineage: Eukaryota; Metazoa; Chordata; Mammalia; Carnivora; Felidae.
GUGGUCGCGGCGGACGCACCGGCCUGGGGCGAGCGUAUCUCUCACGGCCUGCGUGCGCUGCCGACUCUCGCCACUGGAGCCAGGAAGCAAGAAGGCAGCUCCGGGUGGGGAUGUUAAUGGCUGGUGAUCUGUGAAGGUUUUACCCACCUGGUGGAUAGGCUUCUUUUCCUCGCCGUCUCGCCCCAUCAUUACUUUUCCCCUGUUCAUUGCCACCUUUCUCGUCUGACCCCUUGAUCAGGUCAGUCAUACAAGUUCUCCUCUCGGAUCCUUGUGGCAGUAGUUGGAAGCUGAUGAGAAGGAGGGUGAAUAGACCUGGCAGGUCCUCUGAAGCAUUAAUAACGUGCACUUGUACAUUCCAGCAUGAUUAAUGUGCACAUGUGCCAUGACUGACCUGUGGUCCUGUGACUGGUCCGGAGUGGGUGGUUUCAAAAACAGAAUAAUUAAGAGAUUAGGGAGAAUUUCUGUUGGGAUUUUCUUAAUUGGACUCUGAGGCCUGGUCCAUUUUCUGAUCCCUUACCGUGGAAUUCUUGUGGAGAUACUAAGAAUACCUUGGGGCGCCUGGGUGGUUCAGUCAGUUUGGUUCAGUCAGUUGAGCGUCUGACUUCAGCUCAGGUCAUGAUGUCACAGUUCGUGGGUUCGAGCCCCACGUCGGCUCUGUGCUGACAGCUUGGAGCUUGGAACCUGCUUCAGAUUCUUUGUCUCCCGCUCUGUCUGUCCCUCCCCCGCUCUCUCUCUCUCUCAAAAAAAAUAAUUAAACAUUAAAAAAUUUUUUAAAAAGCUUAGACUUUGUUAUCUGGCAUCCUAUUAAUCAGAACUCUAUUAACCAAACAGAACGUUUCCAAAGCCUGUGUGUGUCGCUUGGGUUAAUGGUGGCACACCCCUCAGACUCCGCCUGGGUGCUGCCCACUGCGGCCUCACUCAGUUGCUCUCCGGCUCACCUCCUGAUUUCAGCAGAGCACCCUGGCAUUGCGUCCUUACUGGUAGGCCUCUAGCACAGCCCCAUCACCUCUUACCCAGACCUUGCCGGUUUUCAGGCUCUCCUUCCCUCCGGGAAAAGUUUGAUCUUUUGCAAGGACCAGAGGGCGUGUGGCUGUUCGGUUGUCUGCAGAAUAGAAUUCACGUUCCCCUUCAGGAGCUCAGAGGUGUCUCCAAGCUGACCCCAGGCUAUCUUUCCCGCCUGAAUCACUAUAUUUGGCCAACACAGCCUUUCCCGUCACCAUUCUGUUCAUUCAUGAUGCUCCCUCAGCCUGUCUCAGCCCGCCUCAGUCCUCUUGUUGUCACCCUUCAGCUCUGAUGCCCACUUGGCAGUGAAGUCUUCUCUGAUGUGCUCUUCGGAGUCAGUUUCUCUCCACGCCCAGCUCGGUGCUCCCACGGCACCCUGCUUACACCGACACGUGACAGCAAUCUUGUUUCCUCCUUUUCACCUUGUAGUUUAGCUGCUUCCAAAAGCCUCACUCCAUCGUCAGCUCCAGAAUGCAGGAGUUCCGUCUCAUUUAGCUUUGUGUUGUUUUCAUUCCGUAACCCAGGCUUUUGUUUGUUUGUUUAUUUACUUAGAGAAUCGCAAGCAGGCUCCACGCUGCCAGCAUGGAGCCCGAUGUGGGACUCAUGCUUACAAACCGUGAGAUCAUGACCAGAGCCAAAAUCUAGAGUCAGAUGCUUAACCUACUGAGCCACCCAGGCACCCCCCAGAAUUUCUUAGGAGAGAAGUUUAAUGAAAAUGGCAAUGUUAAAGAAAGAAAGAAAAGGAAGCGGCAGUGUUCUUUGACUUACACAGCGAUGACUCUUACACACUGCAGAGCCCUUCAUCAUUUGUGCCCAAAACAAUUUUACUCAACUGGGUGUAUUCACAGUGUUCAAAAUCACCCGUAAAUUCAACAAAUAUUUGUUGAACAUCUGCCACGUGGUAGGUUCUGGAAAAGACAUGUUAUUGGAAAAGGCAGAAGGUCUCAGUUCUCAUGGAACUUAUGUUCUAUUGUAAGGAGAGCAAUAGUUUAAAACAAAAAAGAUACUUUCAGGUGAUAAGAUGUGCCAUGAAGAAACAACAGCAGUAUUUAAGGUCAGGGGCUCUCCCUUAGGGCAGUCAGAGAAGCAUCCCUGACUGAGCAAGUGACAUUCAGGCAGACCUAGCGAUUGGGAAAGGUACAACCGGGCAAAGAACAGGCCUUCCCACUAAGGUGAAAUAGAAGGUGUGUGUAGCCCUCAAGUUGCAGACGGGCUUGGCAUCUCAAAGGGAGUCCAGUGGGCGGCGGGAGAACGCCAGAUGAAGUCAGGGAGGGAGAUUGCCACCACAUCACGGAGAUACAGGGAGGAAGUCUGGGUUGAAAUAUCAGUGAGUGACAUCCACUGUGUUUAGAAACAGCCUCCGUAGCUGUCCCACCAACUGACCUCUCUCCGCAUGGUGGACUGGUUAGCUUUCCUGGCCAUCUCAGGUACUUAGUACGGUUAUGCAGAAGAACUCAUCAAGCAUUUCCGCAACCCUGUGCUUUUGAGAGAUGUGACCUUGGUACGUGGAAAGGUAAUGGGACAACCAAUCCCCAGACCCUUAGAGCUCCAAGCAAAGGAAGUGUGAGAAAUGACAUCACGGAGUGCCCGUCCUCUGUCGGGCGUUCUGCUGAGUCUUCAUAAGCCUUGUUAUCAGCUUCCCUUUUCUGAUGCAGCACUAGGCCAGGCGGGGUCAGUAACAUUGUUGCAUUUCUUUCUACUAGGUCCACUGAGCUCCUGACAACCACCUAUGGACUCCCGCAAAUCCCCGAAGGAAACGGUCCUUAUUACAGGAGGAGGUGGCUAUUUUGGUUUCCGCCUAGGCUGUGCUCUGAACCAGAGAGGAUUCCACGUGAUUCUCUUUGACAUCAAAAGCCCUGCUCAUCCCAUGCCAGAGGGAGUCAAGUUUAUACACGGAGACAUUCGCCACCUCUGUGAUGUGGAGAAAGCCUUCCAGGAUGUGGACAUUGCAUGUGUGUUCCAUAUCGCCUCUUACGGCAUGUCGGGGCGGGAGCAGCUGAAUCGAAGCCUGAUUGAAGAAGUCAACGUCGGGGGCACAGACCACAUCCUCCAGGUUUGCAGGAGGAGAGGGGUGCCAAGGUUAGUUUACACUAGCACUUUCAAUGUCAUCUUUGGAGGUCAAGUUAUCAGAAAUGGAGAUGAAUCUCUGCCUUACCUACCUCUUCACCUCCAUCCUGAUCACUACUCUCGGACCAAAUCUAUUGCAGAAAAGAAAGUGCUGGAGGCCAAUGGUGCUACCCUGGUGAGAAGUGAUGGUGUCUUGAGAACCUGUGCUCUGAGGCCGGCUGGCAUCUACGGGCCUGGAGAACAAAGGCACCUUCCCAGGAUAGUGAGCUACAUUGAGAGGGGUCUCUUCAAGUUUGUGUAUGGGGAUCCUGGGAGCCUGGUUGAAUUUGUCCACGUGGAUAACUUGGUCCAGGCUCACAUUCUGGCCUCAGAGGCCCUGACAGCUGCCAAGGGCCACGUGGCCUCUGGGCAGCCCUACUUCAUUUCGGACGGCAGACCCGUGAACAACUUUGAGUUCCUCCGGCCUCUGGUGGAGGGCCUGGGCUACAGGUUCCCAUCCAUCCGCCUGCCCUUGACCCUCAUAUACCGUUUUGCUUUCCUGACAGAAAUGGCUCACUUCCUUUUUGGUCGGGUCUACAACUUCCAGCCCUUCCUCACCCGCACAGAAGUUUACAAAACUGGCGUCACACAUUACUUUAGUCUAGAGAAGGCCAAGAAGGAGCUGGGUUAUGAGGCUCAGCCAUUUGACCUCCAGGAAGUAGUCGACUGGUUUAAAGCACAUGGCCACGGCAGAAGUCCUGGGGAUCAUGCCUCCGGGUGUCUUGUUUGGGAUGGGCUGACGGUCUUCCUCUUGGUCAUAGUGGUUCUCAUAUGGCUGCCUUCUCCUGUGGUUCGAUCACUCUGAAGGAGCUAGAAACAUGGAUCGGAUCACACUUGUUGAGAUGGUUUUCAAGAAACACAGUAUUAAAUAAUGUAUCUCUAUCUAAAUAAAU